This is a messenger RNA of Cavia porcellus (domestic guinea pig), 9297 nucleotides long. RefSeq names its product docking protein 6 (gene Dok6). Gene Ontology annotation, cellular component: cytoplasm. The transcript has 8 exons. The record is from RefSeq and is a predicted model, not a curated record. Gene Ontology annotation, biological process: positive regulation of MAPK cascade; cell surface receptor protein tyrosine kinase signaling pathway; Ras protein signal transduction. The coding region runs from base 721 to 1716 and encodes 331 amino acids. NCBI's taxonomy places the organism in Eukaryota, Metazoa, Chordata, Mammalia, Rodentia, Caviidae.
CGGCGUCGAUUUACACUUCCUAACGGGGCAGAGACCUGGGGCGGCCGCGUGAGCCUGGGGAUAAAAAUGCCUUGUAAACACGGCUACCGAAAUAAACAAUGUCUGGCUCCCGCCGGCUUCUACGGUGCAGGUCUCCCGCCGCCCUUCCCGGGUGCACUGCCCGGGAGGGGAGAGUAGCAGCCCGCAGAGAGGAGCCUGGCUCUAGCACUCCCGCCGGGAGGAGCCGGCGGCCAGAGGCCCGGGCGGGAGAGUGCGGGGCCCGGGAGGCGCGCGGGGCUCCCCGCCGGCCCGAGUGAUGGAGCGCGCCCGCCGGCGUCCUCAGCCCAGCCGCCCUGCGGGCCGGGGGGAGGGAACCGGGCUGGGACGCGGCCCGCCCCGCCGUCCUCCCCUCCCCCCGCGGGGAGCCGCGCUGGUGCGCUCCGGCCAGCUGUGCGCCGCCGAGUGAGGCGCCAGCCCGAGGGCGCCGCCGGGGGCAGCGGCGCGGGCCGCGCAGCUCGGCUCGCGGCGGGGGAAGGCGAGGCUGGGAGAGCGCGGGGCGCGAGGCGCCCGGAGCCGGCCCGUCUCCCGUCCGCGCGGCCCUGCCGCCGAGCCCGCGUCCCCGCCGGCGGGCGCUCCGGGCGGAUCCGGCGGCGAGCGGCUGUGGAGGCGCCUGCUGCACGCGAGAGCUGCGCGCCCCCCGCGGGCUCGGCGGCUUCGCACCGGGAAGCGGAACGCGCGGCCAUGGCCUCCAACUUUAACGACAUAGUCAAGCAGGGCUACGUGAAAAUCCGCAGCAGAAAGCUGGGGAUUUUCAGAAGAUGCUGGUUGGUUUUCAAGAAAGCUUCCAGCAAGGGACCAAGACGGUUAGAAAAAUUUCCAGAUGAAAAGGCAGCUUAUUUCAGAAACUUUCAUAAGGUAACUGAACUGCACAACAUCAAAAAUAUAACCAGACUGCCUCGAGAGACGAAGAAGCAUGCAGUGGCGAUUAUCUUUCAUGAUGAAACGUCCAAGACAUUUGCCUGUGAGUCAGAGCUGGAGGCAGAGGAGUGGUGCAAGCACCUCUGCAUGGAGUGUCUAGGGACCAGGCUCAACGACAUCAGCCUUGGAGAGCCAGACCUACUGGCCGCAGGAGUGCAGCGGGAACAGAAUGAACGAUUCAAUGUUUAUCUCAUGCCUACACCAAAUCUGGAUAUUUAUGGUGAAUGCACUAUGCAGAUCACUCAUGAGAAUAUCUAUCUCUGGGAUAUCCACAAUGCCAAGGUCAAACUGGUGAUGUGGCCUCUCAGCUCCCUAAGGAGAUAUGGUCGAGACUCAACAUGGUUCACUUUUGAGUCUGGAAGAAUGUGUGACACAGGAGAAGGACUGUUCACUUUUCAAACAAGGGAAGGAGAAAUGAUCUAUCAGAAGGUCCAUUCUGCAACUCUGGCUAUAGCUGAGCAACAUGAAAGAUUAAUGCUAGAAAUGGAACAGAAGGCCCGGCUUCAGACAAGCUUGACUGAACCAAUGACGUUAUCCAAAUCCAUCUCCCUUCCUCGUAGUGCCUACUGGCAUCACAUUACUCGUCAGAACAGCGUGGGCGAGAUCUACAGUUUGCAAGGUCAUGGGUUUGGCUCUUCAAAGAUGUCUCGUGCACAGACAUUUCCCAGCUACGCCACGGAACAGGGUGAAGAGGCGCAGCCUCCCUUGUCGCGGUCCAGCAGCUAUGGCUUCAGCUAUAGCUCCAGCCUCAUCCAAUGACACACAGAGGGAACUGCUGAACAGAGACAGUCUCUCCUGGACCUGCCUGCAGGGCCAUUGCGCCCUCUGCCUCCUGGAAGACCAAUUGCAGUACAAAUUGACGUGGGUUGGGUCAAGCCUCAAUCCCAUUGGAAGGUUGAAAACUGGAAUUCUGUUUCCUUGAUUCAGUGGCUAAGUCCUUUAUUUAUUGAAUUUCUAUGGGGGAAUCUAUGUUUUACAGUAGUAGAAUUCAAAUCGUAUGAACAGUCAUUUAAAUAAACAAAAUUUCUUUGGGUCUGACAGUAGCAGAAACCUUGGCACUGGGAGAAGUUCCCCACACUGGUGGUGACUGGGGGGACGGGCACUUACACCUGUCUUCAACACCCGUGCUGCCUCUGAGCACAGGGUCUGUCCUUAGGCAUCAUGCUGGCCUACCACAAAUUUUGUGGCUUUUUCAGUUUUGACAAGGUCAAAUCCAAUAAGCUCUGCAAAUGGCAUCUUAACACUCCAUAUAAAUAAAUCCAGUGCAAAUUAAGGGAAUAUGAAAUUAGAACACUCUGUUCAUCAGGGUCUGGUAGCUCUACUGUCGUGUGUGUGUGUAUGUGUGUGUGUGUGCACACGCGCGUGUGUGUGUAGACAAAUAUAGAUAUGGAUAUUGCUAUAUCCAUCUAUAUAUAACAAGUAUAUAUAAAUGUGUGUGUGCUGAUGGUGACAGGAUAUGCUCACUUCAAUUGUUGAAAACUGUAAUUUGUUGCAUUAAAAUUAAGAUUGUUAUGUUGAAUAGCUAUUUUUAAAAUAGUGCUCUUUAAAAGAAAAGGCUUCUUAUUAGCAAAAGUAUUUAUGUAGUCAAGUCUACGCCUGUUUAAAGUCUGAACACAGUGCGAGAAGAGGAAUCCUUUGCAAGUGAGAGCCUAGCUGUCCUAGCUGUCAGGCUGUCCCACUGUCUGUCUUGUUAGUGUUGCCUUCCUGUGGAAAGUGUUUUUCUCCUCAGCCCUCCUUUUGAGCUCCUGGAGAAAGAUCUGUUGUGAUCACUGAUUAACUUUUAGUUAACCCGGGGGAAAGAGAUGCCAAAUGAAAAACUAAGAAAGAAAAACACACACACAUUUAAAAAUAACUCAGCUAUUUUUUAGUUAAGAGAAGAAAAGCAGACACAGAAUAGUAGCUAUCAACAUUUAAAAUUUCAUGAAUACUAUCCCCGGGGCCAUCUAAUACUUGUAAUUUGCUGUGUAACCAGAACUCCCUGGCUGUUGCUUUCUCUUUACUGAACAUGGUUUGUCUGAGAUUAUAGGUGGGAAAGGAUCAAAUGUAAAUACUUUUGGUCCUGACACUAUUGGCAAAUCUACAAGAUUAAAGGGAAAUAGUGAUUCCCAUAUGAACUGAGGACAUAUGGCUAGUUCAAAUAGAUAUAAAUAGAUGUGCCCCUAAUUUUAGAAGUAAAAAUAAAAGUUAUUCUGCCUGGAGCAUCUGAUAAAAUGUGCCUCAUAUUGGUAUCUCUCAACUAAUCCAGGAUAGGUUUAAAGAACAGUGAGCCUGACCCAUUUUCUUGAUAGCAAAAAUUUUUAUACUAUGAAAAGCAGUUUAUUGAAGGGGUACCUGUUUUGCUGAUGUCUGUUAAGAUCUUUUUCAUACACAUUCAUAGUCUGAGAAUAGACUGACAAUUCAUUUCAGUGAAUUACUGAUGAAUAAAAAUGGUUCCGCUCCUCUUCUUGAUAAAUGUGCACUUACAGCUACCUAGACUCUCCAAAUCACUCAGAUAGAUAUGAAAACCCCAUCAAGAUGCUAAUCAUAAGAGUUAAUGUGGCUGCAAAAAAUAAUUACCCUAAGCCUUCAGGGAUAAAAAGGAAAUUACCCAUACUCUCUGUGCUGUGAAUUUUGCUGGCACAGCAGAAGAACAGAUGACUGAUUCCUUUGGAGGAUACAGGCUUCCCUGCAUUCAGGGUUGACACUUCUGAGUUUCUUUAGCACGUGGCAUUUGCUUUAGAAAUGCCAUUACUCAAAUACACCAGAGCAACUCCCAGCUGAGACCAUUGAGCACAGUUCCUAGUGCAGCCAAUUCAGAGCGAACUCUUGCUGCCUCACUCAGUCGAGCUGUUGCUUAGACACCAGAAGUUUCUACAAGGGACUUAUGGGGAAAGGCCCUCAGGGGUCCUGGUUCAGGUCUCAGCUUUAUUAAUGUGCCAGAAGCACAGACAGCGGAUCCAGGGGGAUUCUGCUAAUUGAGUGACUCUGCUCUGUGUCUCUUCGGUGGGAGACAAGUAUCUGCAUGCAUUGCUUCCAGAACACUGUUGGGUUCUGAUCUUCCCUAGUGAGCUAAAUGAGAAGGAAUAACCUUGGGCCAGUUUGCUCAGACAAUAAUGACACAGGAAAUGUGUAUGAGACAUUUACUUCCCAAGGCUUUCAUCCAAUCUCAUCACAAUGAGAGUCAGGCUAUAGAAUAUCUCAUGGUGUAGUUUUAGAGCUGUAUUCUAGCAUUCUCCUCCAAGUGUACUUCCAACUGUGUUAAAACUGUAAAAUGAACAAAUAGAAUUUAUAGUAACCUCAUACACUUGACAAAAGAUAGUGUUCAUUUGUAAUAAAAAUGACAAGCAGAUAGAGCUAUAAGACCAAAGAUGGCAAGUCAUUGGUACCAGUUUCUUAGAACUUCAUAAAAAUCAGCUCCACUGGAACGAUUAGCAUAGCUGUGGGAAUGUGUUCAACUCUUCUGAGUGCGUAGGUUCUUGACUGAAGAUGACUACCAUGCAAGUCCUUUCCCCCUCCAGAGAGUCACAUUCAGUCAACUUUCUCAUGGUGAGGAAGAGCUUGCUGUGAACCAAAGACAUCUUUUGGCUCCUGAAAGUGACUCAACUAGCGUUUCAACCAGAUUAGUACAUGUAAAUAAAGAUAGUCACCAUUUAUAUAUCGGUUUCAUAGAGCAAAUGAUCAAGGAACCCCACAUAUAAUAAAGUCUCUUCUGAAAGCAGAGACAGCCCAAAACGUAUUUCAUAGAAAGAUUUAUGAGGGAUCUAUUUUUCAUGUCCCCAAAUAUUUCUUCUGAUAAUUUUAAUUGAUGUGCACAUAGCCAAUAUAUGACAUUAUAUUUAAGGUGCAGAAAAAUACACAAUGAAUUUGACCCAGCGGUUCACUAUUCUCGGGGUGGGGAUAAAACACAUCUUUCCCUUAUGUAUUGGACAAACAGGCACUCAGAUAAUUUAUUUAGGCAGGCUACAAAUAUUUAUGAAUUUAUAGGUUCUGGCCACUGCCAAAAUUUAAAUUUUAUAAAAAAAAAUAUACAUUUAGUUACUUAUUAGGGAGGAUGAUGUUUGCCAGAGCAUGUGAACUAAACUCCACCUCUUUCACCAACUAGUAGCCACAGCACUAGUGCUAGUAUCUUGUGCAAGUCUUUACUGUCUUUAUUGGGCAGUUCUGUUUGAAAAACAUUUUUCACCUAUAAAAUGAUUGGCCUCUACUAUGUUCUAUCUAAUAUAGAAACAGUGGCCUGAAAAAUAUCUUUACACUGUUAGUAGUAGUUUCUACAGAUCCAAUUUACUGCAUGUGGUAUCUUUAUAGUAGAUAUUAAAAAUGUAUCAGACAGAUUGAUGUCUAUUCAUUAUUUGGCUAAUAUCUCAAAUAACCUUGCAGAAAAGCAUGAGCACAUUACUCCCUUGAUUACUGGAACAAUUUACUGUCCUAAUGUCAACAUUAGUGCUAUUGGAAAGAAGCCAGGGAAAUUAUAUUCUUAUAAAAAUCUUAUAAAAACACAGCACAACAGACAAUAUACAUCCAGAGGGGAUGAGCUGUAGACUUGUUAACACUUCAAGUUUUACAAGAAAAACUAAACUAAUAACUGAUCAAAGUGACAAACACAUAUUCUCCAAUUCUAUUAACAUGCCUAUCAAUAUCUUACAUUUCAAAUUACAUUAUAAAUAACUACAUAUUCCCAGACCACUUCCUUUUCAGAAUAGAUCAAAAUUUACCCCAGGUAUGUAUUAAUAAUUAUCACAACAGGUUAUAUGUCACACAUAUUAAUAUCUAGCCUGUGAAAUUUUUAGGGUGUAUAUGUAUAAGCUAUGAAACUUAUAGGGUGCCAUUUACCAUGGAAGGAAUAAAGAAGGGUGGUGACCUGUCAGGAGGAUAAUUUAGGUAAAAUGAUAAAGAAUCCACUGAAAUGUCAAGAGCAACACUUACAGUACUUUGCUAAAAAUCAAACCCAGUUCAGUGUCACACACUUGGCCUUUUUCACUUUUUUGCAUCAUUUCUAUCUUGUGAAAAAAAUUUAACACAGUCAAACAUGCAACAAAAUCCCCAUACUAAAAUGUAUCUUCAAUAAUGAGUCAUUAUUCUAUGGCCAAAUUCAUUUUAGUGUUACCAUGAAUAUGCACUAUCAUGAUAUAUAUGGCUAGGGGCUAAAUAUAUGAGAAAAGAUUAACGAUGUCACAUGUUUUCCCAGUAUACAUAUUAGAAGACUACCCUUUUCUCUGCAGAACUACCACAAAUCCAUACUUUCUUACUCAAGAAUGUGAACUUUGUUGUAUUUCCACAAUUGUUUCAACAGAGGAAGCAUUAGAUAGCUGACACACUCAUAGAAGCAUGAAAUGCCGGGCAUAUUUUCUACACGGGCAGAAUGCUAGCCAGCUCUAGAAGCUCUCUUAAAGGUCAGAUAGAAUAGAAGUUUCACUUUGCUUUCCUCAAGAGAAAACUGAAAUCCAUGGAUGCUGUAUUUUGUGAAAUGCAAAGAAGUGGCCAGGAAUAGUUACUCCUAGUUCCAGGGUUCGUGUCCAGGAGUGUUUCCUCAGCUCCCCCUUGUCUUCCAGUUAAACCUAGUGCAAGUUGAGAAAUACCACAUGGCAACAUCAUAAAAAUGUAUGUUUAAGAGUUUUCCCAUAUUUUUGAGAUGCUAUUAUUCUUCUUGGAUUCAGCAUCAAUCACAUCCUUCAGAAGGCUUUCUGAGACAAUCCAUUAGACUUGUCGUAGGCCAUGAAUGACUGGUAUAAACUUUAUUACUCUUAAAUCAUCAUCCAAUUACUUGUUUGUUUAAAAUUUAGACUUGGGCUGGGGACAUAGCUCAGUGACACAGCACCUGUCUGGCAAGUGCAAACUCUUGGGUUCAUUUCCCAGUACCAACAAAAUAAAUAAAACUCAGACUAAUUAUCAUAAAAUAAUAGUAAAAAAAUUUACCAGUGGUGUGUAUUUUGAUAUCCUGAUAAUCCCUUGUAUGGUAAUCAUGACUAUUAUUUUGGAAUCUUUAUCCCUCCAUAGCAUUUUAUGGUGUCAUUACUUAUGGUGCACAACUGUUAGAUAAUUAUACUAUUAAAGCUACAUUUUUUCAUAUGAUCCUCAAAUAGUUUCCAACUUCAGAUAUUUCAAAAAUUACUUGUUUUGCAUUAAAAUAAUUUAUGGCUUCAGUAUUUGUUUAUAGGCAAUCAUUUACAUUUACUUGUUUAGACAAAUAAAAAAUAAUCUAAAAGUAUUUAACACAUAAAAGCCACAAUUUAUUUACAAUUUUCAGACACAUUCCCCUGAUUUUACUAUCUUGAACAUAAAACAUGAAAAAUGAAUUUGUAAAAGAAUCGUUCCUUCUAAUAAUUUCAUUAAACAAAUCUGUUUUUUACCAUCUCUUCCACACCUUCUCUUCAAGUCCAUAUUCUAUAUAUCAACUCUCGAAAGAAUAAAUGGGGUAAAGAUUCUAAUUAUUAUUUGGGGCCAAUUCUACUAGUUAAUACAGUUAACUUUGUCAGUGUAUUCCUGCGUGUUGGGAUAGUUUUAGACUGAGAGUGUGAAAUAAACCCUUUCUCUAGACACGGAAUUACGCACUGAGAGGGCUGGGCAUAUGCCCUAACUCUGAUAGUGCUGAGACCCACAGUCUUAAAAAGAAUUGCAUCUUAUCAGGUCUACAAAAUUUAAAACUCCAAAUACAGCUUAAAAAAUAAGAAUAAGAUAUGAUUUAGUGUUUUAAAGUCACUGUGAGAGUUCUUCAAAGAAAACAUCCUAUAGGGGAUUUUAUAAUGGUUUCAGAUCAUUGCCUAUUUGAUGGAGGGACUGAAAGGCGUCAAGACGAAGAACAAACUAAUAAAUAUUAGCCUGAUAUUCAAUAUCAAUCCAAAAUUAACAUAAUGAAAGAAUGAUUUAUCAACUUCAGAUUCACAAAUCUGAUAUAGUUCAAGUAGCGAUAUUUACUUUUGUCAGUAUAAAUUAAUUAAUACAUGUCCAUGGAUGACGUAGAGGAAAUGGGGUCCAGUUGUCACAAUGGAGUAUGAUUCUUUCCUGUUAUAAGACAUUCUAUUAUUUUAGAAUGCAUGGAUCAGCACAUGAAUAGCAUUAACAAAUCAAUUUGCUCUAGAUAUGAGGGUCGGUGUCAUCUUUAAAACAGAUGACAGGAGACCUCGCAGGAUCUAGGAUUUUUCCUUUGUCCCUAGUCCAACCUUCUCUCUCUCUCUCUCUCUCUCUCUCUCUCUCUCUCUCUCUCUCUCUCUCUCUCAUAUACACACAGUCACAUGCAUGCACACACACACAAAAAAAAAUUUUUUUGACCCACUCUUUCACUGAAGUUACCAUUUUUCUUUUCAUGUCUACACAGAAUAACCCCGCCCUGAAAAAUCUUUAUCCCUAUGAAUCUCUAAACUAUCUUAAAUUAUGUUAUAUCUUUGCUUUAUGUAAAUUUUUAUUUAAUUAACUUAUAUGUUCUCUGUGAAAUCUUAUAUUGUACAUUAUAGAGGGAUGUCAUUUGUAGUUCACUAAAUGUUAUUUUGAUAAAAAUAACUUUGGACAUUAAGCUAUUCUUAAAAUACCCACUAUAAAUUUGCUUCUGUUGGAAAAUAUAUGAUCUAACAUAUAUUGUUGGUCAUAAUCUAUUACAGAUUAAUAAUAAUCUUGGCACAUCUGUACUUAAAUACUAGUGAAAAUAUUUUUCUGGAAUGAAGUGUAAAGAAUAGCUGUCUCUGAAACCUAAAUGUGAAUUUCUGACAACUGAAAAUAUAAUAAUGAGGCAAUAAUAAAAUUAGGAAAUUUGAUUAUUUUUAAAUCUGUCUGUGUGAUUCUUCCCCUUGGUAAAAAGAUGUGAAGAACAUAGCUGAAUAUUAUUCUGAAUAUGAACAAAUAUCCUGUAAAAAUAAAGCUAAUCUAUUGUUAUAAAUGUCAUAUAACCCAAGAAAUAUACAAAUGAUCCUGCUAUAAGGAGGAUAAUUUAUAGUUGUGUAAUAUUAACAUUUCCUUCACCACUUAAAAAGUAAAGCAGUUAAAAUACUAAUUUAUAUGACAAAUUUACAUGGUUGAAAUCUUGACCAAAUAAACUGGUGGUUUUACCCAUGGGUGCUUGAAUAUUGCUAAUGUUAAAUGUUAAAUAAAUUCUUUACAUUUUUGUUAUCAUGUGAUGAAGUAUAAUUAUGUAAUUAAUCUGACAAUCAUAUUCUGCUAGCUUUUAAAAUGUUACUUGUUCCUUUAUUAGCUUGCUAUUUUCAAAAUAAAGUGAAAGAAAGCCCUUUAUUAAAUGUAAUGGUACUGAGAAUUUAUUAUGCAGUAGUGUUUUCCUAGCCCUAUCUUAUAACGUGAGUCUAUUAGUUUGGUUCUGAAUCAGUAUAAUGAGAGCAUAAUGAUAUUGAAAACGACAUUAAAGUUCAAUACACCUUC